UUGGCAAGCAGGGGUUUCAACCACCGUUUCAACCAUGGCUAAACCACCCUUUAAACCAUGGUUUAAAACAACAUUUUUAAACCAGUCUUUCGCCAGCUCUGAAUGUCGGACCCUAUGAGAUGAGACGCAGAGGCGGUCAGUCGCCAGCUGGGAACGAUGGGUGCUGCAAUCCUUUUGCCGGACCGGCAGAGAAACGUUUGCCGUUUGGCAUCGGUAUCCGAUUUCCGAAUAUCGAUGUCCGAUUUCUCGGCCCGCUUUGCGAUUCCUGUGCUUCCCUUUACAGGUGACGAAGCCAAGGGUUAAAAAGCAGCAGCAGAAGAAGCAAGUCACGCAAUUUAGUAUCACAACCCAGAAGAGAUAAGGAAUUCAUAUCGGACAGCUCUGUCGUCCUCCGCUUGCCAAUAACCUGAGAUGGCUGUCAGAAAAGAGGCGAGAAAGUUGCCCUGAACUAAUAAGUUAACUAGUCAUCUCCUGGGCGCCUUUGGACACUUUGACAAGCGGCUUCUGAAGGGUGUGGAGGAAACCGAGGAGUUUACUCCGGGGACAGAAGCAUGACUGCAGUUUAUAGCUGGAAGGACGAAAAGCGGGAUGAGGGAGGCGUUCCCAUCCCUUUCCCUUAGGACCUGGGAAGGUGAUCCAGUAUAAAAACCCCGGAACAGGUCAGGGAUCUCUAUAUACGCAGCUCACUGGAGAUCGAUGCCACCGCAUCCUCCCAGAUCCAGCUGGAAGAGAGAUCAUGGUUUGGCUCCGCAGCUUGGUCUUCCUCUCCCUUUACUCCUUCCCAGCAUCGGGAGAAGCCAAAGAAGAUGGAGCACAUUGGUGUUACCUUUCCCAGAAAUGUCAAGAACCGCAUUGUAAAGAGCCCCGGCAGUGGGACGAGUUGUAUGGCGAAUGUGGGAAAGACGGACAGUCGCCCAUCAACAUCGUCACCAAUAAAGUGGAAUACGACUGGGACCUGCUGCCUUUCCGCUUCGAGAAAUACAACGUCAAGCAAAGCACAAACUGGAGCAUCAUCAACAACGGCCAUACGGUCCAGGUGAACCUUGACGGGUCGGCCAAGAUCGAAUCCGGGGGGCUUUCGGGCAAAUACAAGGCGGUCCAGUUUCACUUCCAUUGGGGGAACGACGACAGUCAAAAGUCAAGCCGGCGGGUCAGCCCUGGAUCGGAGCACAGCAUUGACGGGGAGAGAUACGCAAUGGAGCUUCACAUUGUCCACAUCAAGGAAAAAUACGCCACGCUAUCAGACGCCCUCGCGGAAAAUGGCGUCGCCGUCCUUGGAUUUUUUAUACAGGUGGGCAAACACAACGAACAUUACGCGCCUCUCAUUUCAGAGCUCAGAGAAAUCCCCUUCAAAGGAAGUGAAAAGCCUAUGCAACCUUUGCGCCUGGACUCCCUCCUACCGAAAACGGAUGACCUCGCCAGCUUUUAUCGGUACACGGGAUCCUUGACCACGCCGGGAUGCAACCAGAAUGUGAUCUGGACCCUGUUCGAGAAACCCAUUGACCUGCAGUUGGAACAGAUCCAAGAAUUCUGGAUGCAGCUCUAUUUUGGCGCAACCAAGAACGACUCCUGGAUCGUGGAUAACUUCCGGCCGAUUCAACCCGUCGGUGGCCGCGUUAUAUAUAAGUCGGACUCCAAUUCCCUUUUGCCGCCAACCAAGGCGUUGCUUUUAAUACCGACAGCCGCGUACCUUGCCCUUUCUCUUGUCCAGUGAUGGAUUGGAUCGAUGAUUUAAAAACAACAUAUUGACACUUACUUCUAGU
Molecule: messenger RNA, 1763 nt
Organism: Sceloporus undulatus (fence lizard)
Lineage: Eukaryota; Metazoa; Chordata; Lepidosauria; Squamata; Phrynosomatidae
Gene: CA4
Product: carbonic anhydrase 4
Exons: 8
Coding region: 737-1714 (325 amino acids)
Cellular component (GO): plasma membrane
Molecular function (GO): zinc ion binding; carbonate dehydratase activity
Source: RefSeq, a predicted model, not a curated record